Messenger RNA from Psilocybe cubensis, 1587 nucleotides. RefSeq lists its product as uncharacterized. The coding region runs from base 1 to 1587 and encodes 528 amino acids. NCBI's taxonomy places the organism in Eukaryota, Fungi, Basidiomycota, Agaricomycetes, Agaricales, Agrocybaceae. Gene Ontology annotation, molecular function: protein binding. The record is from RefSeq and is a predicted model, not a curated record. The transcript is spliced from 2 exons.
AUGAGUUUCUUAGGCCAUAUCGAUCUCUGCAAAGAUAUUUUGACAUCGUUGAUCGCAUGGUAUGAGCGAGUUAAAAUCCCUCCGGGUGAUGUGCUACACGUUCUGGCUGUCGAAGGUCACAAAUUCGUUACAACUUUCUCCCCCAUCAUAUCAAAGGCAGCAAUGCAGACAUAUAUCUCAGCUUUGCCUUUGAUGCUUUCCGACUCUAUGCUGUUUAAGGUAUAUCGCAAGACAAAUUUACUCAAUAUAACCGACCUUGACUCCAACGCCGAGUCAAAGUGGAGGUCUGUGGAUAUACCAUUCGACUGGUCCACUGAGGAGCACGCCGAGUCCGUCUUUCACUCUAACCAAAGUCAGAGGCUAAAAUUUUCCGACCAAUCAUCUUACUCUCACUUCGGAUAUGUCGUCGCGCAGGCGUCUCAUCUUCAGGGGAAAAUAUCGUUCCUGGAUGCUAGACAUGGUCAUGAAAUUAGGCGGUCUAUCCAUACUGAUAGCAUUGUUUUCGGUGUAGCUUUCUCUCCUGAUGGUCAACAAAUAGCGACUGUUGCGAAAAAGAGUAUAUCAAUCUGGGAUCUCAAAACCAGCAAACGCAUUCACAAUCUUGAAACAGAAAUCACUGGAAACUCCUUCAUUACCUAUUCUGCCAAUGGAAAAAGGGUCAUGGUUGGCGAGAUCUCAGGAGCGAUGGAAAUUUGGGAGGCCGAUACAGGAAACGUCGUCAACGGGUUCUUACCACAUACGAAUAUUGAAGAAACUUGGGCAACAGUCGCCAUAUCUCGAGACGGCAAACUUGUCGCAAUGCCCGAUGAAGUAGGCAUUGGCAUCUUUGAUACGGACUCUCGAAAAAAGGUUGGAAAACAUGUGGCACUUCAUCUUCGCAAGUACCCAUACGAACCCCAGGAGUUCAGGUUUGCGUGGGCUGAAGAAAGCCGUAUUAUGGUGACCUCGAGCGGGUAUUCCAAAGAUUGUAUAAAUGUACAUCACAACUACGCGCUCGGAGACAAAAAGGAUAUUGUACCGCUGGAGUGCCCCUCUUUUUGGCCCAGUAAACUAAUGCUGUCCCCGGAUAACGCAUACACGAUUGCAGUCCUCCAUGGCUUUGUUUUGAAAGGGAAGUCAGCCGACCCAGAAAUACGUCUCUGGGACACCUUCACUGGGGACUUGCUGUACAAGCGAAGCACACAAUUCUCGAUGACCUCUAUAUAUUUUAUGCCGGACGGUCAAGAAAUCAUCCUUCAAGGCCAAGUUUACGACGGCCCUCCCGCACGUCUCGUCAAAUCUCUUCCCGCGCACAUGAUGCAAGACGACCAUUCAGCUGACAACAAUUCGAGGAUGAUCCCUGCCAAAAUCGAAUACUCCCGAGUUACCAACGAUGCGUCUCUUCAGUAUGCAUCGAUGGUUGAUUCCAAUGGCUGGAUUUGGAGCACGAGUGGACGGCGGCAAAUGUGGAUUCCUUACCCUGGAUAUAAGGUGCAUUCGAAUCUUUCCCCAGGCCCUUCUCGUCAUAGGUCCUUGGAAAUACGAAAUCCAAAGAGCGAGGAGGUCGUUUUGAGGUUUGUUAUCGAACUGAUUCCGGAGGCGCAGUAA